This is a messenger RNA of Scheffersomyces coipomensis, 1054 nucleotides long. RefSeq names its product 40S ribosomal protein uS4 (gene RPS9B). Gene Ontology annotation, biological process: translation; ribosomal small subunit biogenesis. Gene Ontology annotation, cellular component: cytosolic small ribosomal subunit. The record is from RefSeq and is a predicted model, not a curated record. Gene Ontology annotation, molecular function: structural constituent of ribosome; rRNA binding. The transcript has 2 exons. NCBI's taxonomy places the organism in Eukaryota, Fungi, Ascomycota, Pichiomycetes, Serinales, Debaryomycetaceae. The coding region runs from base 27 to 596 and encodes 189 amino acids.
UCUUUAAAUCAUUCAAUAGUCUCAACAUGCCUCGUGCUCCAAGAACUUAUUCCAAGACUUACUCUGUCCCAAAGAGACCUUAUGAAUCAGCUAGAUUAGAUGCUGAAUUAAAAUUAGCUGGUGAAUAUGGUUUAAAAAACAAGAGAGAACUUUAUAGAAUUGGUUUCCAAUUAUCUAAAAUUAGAAGAGCUGCUCGUGAUUUAUUAACUAGAGAUGAAAAAGAUCCAAAAAGAUUAUUUGAAGGUAAUGCUUUAAUUAGAAGAUUAGUUAGAGUUGGUGUUUUAUCAGAAGAUAAAAUGAAAUUAGAUUAUGUUUUAGCUUUAAGAAUUGAAGAUUUCUUAGAAAGAAGAUUACAAACUCAAGUUUUCAAAUUAGGUUUAGCUAGAUCUAUUCAUCAUGCUAGAGUUUUAAUUUCUCAAAGACAUAUUGCUGUUGGUAAACAAGUUGUUAACAUUCCAUCAUUCACUGUUAGAUUAGAUUCUCAAAAACAUAUUGAUUUUGCUCAUAACUCUCCAUACGGUGGAGGUAGAGCCGGUAGAGUUAAGAGAAAGAACCAAGGUAAAGGUUCUGAAGAAGGUGCUGAAGAAGAAGAAUAAGCUAUUUAGCUCAAUUUAAAUUAAUUUAUCUUGUUUAUAGCAUAUUUCAUUUAACCCUUUUUCUAUUUAAAAAAACUUAAUAUAUUGGUUUUUGUUUAUUUCCAUUCCAAUUAAUCUAUUUCUUUAUGUAAAUUAGUAAAAUAUAUACCAUCAUUGUGUGUUUAAUAAUUUGAUUGAAGUAGUUAUAUCAUAAUUCUCCAUAUUAUAAAUUUUGCAAUCAUUUGAUAUUAGAGAGAGACUGACAAUUCAAAAAAAUGACGAUAAUAUCCCAUCACGUGCCAAAUAGUCCCAUUAGGGCUCCACGCCUAGAUGCCGUUCUAUCUGCAGGAACCAUAGUUAAUAAUUGUUCGCACUUUUUCAGAUUGUCAUAGUUAAAAAUAGCUGAGAACAAAUUAACUAUGAGGAGAGAACAGUUUACAGCGUACAGAGCCAAACAGCACUAGGAAAAAAAACGAUAU